This is a messenger RNA of Cavenderia fasciculata, 321 nucleotides long. RefSeq lists its product as uncharacterized. The transcript has a single exon. The record is from RefSeq and is a predicted model, not a curated record. The coding region runs from base 1 to 321 and encodes 106 amino acids. Lineage: Eukaryota; Evosea; Eumycetozoa; Acytosteliales; Cavenderiaceae.
AUGGUAGCACCAAAUUCGACUCUAGACAAUUACGAUCUAUCUGUACAACAACAAGCAGAAUUCCUUGCAACUGGAUUAAAGAGAAAAGAAGAGUACAAGAGAUGGAGAUCGAGUAGCGAUCAAUUUGAAAUGACACUCUUUUUCAUAUUUGGUUUCUUUUGUCAAUACCUUUGGUUGUGUGGACUCUUUUACGUGCGAUCAAAGAAUUCCAAAGCUAGACUCUUUGCAUGUUUGUCACUUGGUUUCCUCAUAGUAGGUUUCAUUGCUGUUGUUACUAUGAGUAUGGUUGUCAUUUGGUAUAAUAAAUCAAUAAACAAUUAA